This is a messenger RNA of Phycodurus eques (leafy seadragon), 2994 nucleotides long. RefSeq names its product DnaJ (Hsp40) homolog, subfamily C, member 5 gamma b (gene dnajc5gb). The record is from RefSeq and is a predicted model, not a curated record. Lineage: Eukaryota; Metazoa; Chordata; Actinopteri; Syngnathiformes; Syngnathidae. Bases 193 to 852 code for a protein of 219 amino acids. The transcript is spliced from 6 exons.
UAGCUUUCUAGCUAACUGCUCCUCCAGCCUCCCAAUCACUCACAAUGAGGAGAACGCCGGUGUACAAGUGACAACAAUCUGCGUGUCAACGUCAACCGUGUGGCAAAGUUGAUAAGAUACUGCGUACAGCGUUUGGACUCCAUGAUCUGACCCCCGAACACCGAUUUUAAUUCGUCCAGAGGAACCUCCAACAUGAACGACCCCAACAGACCUCAGCGCAAAAUGUCCACGGCGGGGGACAGCCUGUACAAAGUCCUGGGUUUACAGAAGGGAGCAUCGCCCGAGGAGAUAAAGAAGGCCUACAGGAAGCUGGCGCUGCGACACCACCCGGACAAGAACCCUGACAACCCUGAAGCGGCGGAGAAGUUCAAGGAGAUCAACAACGCCAACUCCAUCCUGAGUGACGAGAACAAGCGUAAAAUCUACGACGAGUACGGCUCCAUGGGCCUCUACGUGGCCGAGCAGUUUGGCGACGAGAGCGUCAAGUACUACUUCCUCAUGUCCAAAUGCUGGUUCAAGACCCUGCUGGUGUGUUGCGGCAUCUUCACCUGCUGUUGCUGCUUCUGCUGCUGCUGCUUCUGCUGUGGCAAGUGCAAGUCCUCCGAGGAGGACGAGAGAGACUUUUACUUGGAUCCAGAGGACCUGGAGGCGGAGAUCAGAGAGCAGGAGGAAGCACGAGACGCUGUAAUUGUUAUUCAGCCGAGCUCGUCCGCCACCGCCGACGCUUCCGGCAAAGCUGACGCCACGUCAGGUGAGGACACGCCCAUCGUGAUUCAGCCCCACGCCAGCAACGGCUCUACCUCCUCAUCUGCAGCCGCCACAGCUGCCGUGCGCCUGACAGUCGAGGAGUAAAUCGCAGCCCCGAACCCCCACCUCCCCACCCCAAUUUUAGAAUUUUGGAUACAUUUUUUGGGUAGGGUGUUACCUGGCAUCUUUGAGGGGUUUAUUUGUUUACAACAGCAGUUAUUUGGGGUUGUUUUUAGGUGCCUCAGGGUUCGCUUUCGGAUCCCCUUUUUUUUUGUAUAAAGCACUGUGCAAAAAGUCUCAGGCCACGAUCAGAUUUUUUUGUUUUAACCAGUGUCAUCAUGAUCAUAUACCGAGGUGGGCCAAAAGUAAGCGUACACGUUUAUAUUAUUAUGUCUCGUUAUUAUAAUUUAAACAAAUUACAUUUAACGUUUUUUUUUUUUCUUGGCAUCUUUUCCUUCCCGACCUCCUUUACUUCCCAACCUCAACGUUGCUUUUUUUUGUUCUCGCAUCGUCACUUCCAUCCUUCCUUUGCUUAAAACGACAUUUCUGCCUUCCUUCCUCCAGUUCUUGCGCAACACUGCCUUGGAAUCUGCUUUCUAUGUUCUUGACUCAAAUUAUUUUCUAUUAAUCACACUAUCCGUUGAAAAAUAAAAUAAACCACUUAUGGCCCACCUUGUUUUACCAGCAUGCCACUAAGUUGAGUGCAGACCUAGUUUCAGCUAUUCAUAAAAACGAAAAUAAUUCAUCGAGCUUUAUAUAUUUGUCUGUUUGUCCAUUUUUAAAUGUUUUAAUUAGCAAGCUACUACCUGGUUCUUGGAGGGAUAGACAAGAGGUGUUAUUAUGAUUUUGGGGGUUGGAUGGUUCCUGUGGGACCAUAUAGAAUCACAUGGUUAAAACAAAAACAACGCACCAAAAUUGGAUUGAAAUGUAAUUGUUACAUUAUGCACCAUUCCUCCACAAAGGUUUGCGGCUCACUGGUUUUGUAUUCAUUUUUGUGAACCUGCUGUGACCUGUUCUGGUUUAGUUUUACAAGUCAUAUUGACUGCUGUUAAAAAAAAUAUAUAUAUAUAUAUAUAAAAAAAAAGGUAUAAAAACAAAGUGUGACCUAAAACUUUUGCACAGUACCAUUUAAAAAAAAAAAAAAAAAAAAAAAAAAAAAAACACUUUUUUGCAAUUUUUGUUGAUGACAUGCUGGUUUUGUUUUGGGAGAGAACCAUCAAAGCCUCUCUUUUAAAGCACUUUAAAACAAAAAAAACUUGCAUUCUUUGUGCCGACGUGCCAGAAUAAGGUACCAUCCUUUACCAGCAUGCAACAUAGCCUACCAACGCUAACAAAGACAUGUCACAAUUGUCCAAAAUUUAACAUUACCUUUGUAGGAUGCCAUUUAUUUAUUUGCAUUACAAAAAAAAUAAAUACAUAUUGGGCUUUAGGGUGAAAUUUCUGGGUAAACCUAAAAUGCACUAUAAGCUUUCCAGGUGGACUUGAUUUGACCUUCUCUCAACUUUUGAAUGCACGUCCAACUGUACAGCAUUUCAGUACUUUUUUGCACGACUUGCUGUUCUCUAUCAAGGAGCUGAAUGGCAAAAUUCACAGCAGGUGUUUGAUCCAUGAAACAACCAAAACAUCUCCAAAGAUGUCCACUUCCUUCGCUUUCUGUGACUCUUUCGGUCUCGCUGUAUCUCUGCUGCAACCUCCUGAUGACAGCGUUGUGUAUUUGUUGUUUUGAAUUUUGCCGUUCAGCCCACUGUUGUGCAAAAAUUGCUGAACGGCCAGACGUGCGUUCAAAAGUUUGAAGGAGGUCAAAUUAAGUUCCCCUUCAAAGGUUAGAGUGCAUUUUAGGUUCAUCCUGAAAUUUCUCUCCAAUGCCGAAUAUGAGUAGCGUAUACGUGUACAUAACCACUUUUGCUGCUUUCAGGACUUUUUAGUGCCAAAAUUGCUUCAUUGUGAUCGUUUGGGCCAGAAGGAGUUAUUUUUUUAUUUCACUUGUAUGCAACAUGUAUAAGAUAAAACCUUAAUUGUGACCCUUUUUUUUUUUUCUCUCUCUCUCUCCUUGUUCUUUGAUGUUCAUUGACUGUCAGUGUGCCAAGCGGGCCGACAUAAGAAAUGUAUUGAACUCACUUUAGUCUCAAAUAACUUGAAUGUGUUUAUUUUUUUUUUGACAUUCCCAUGUGUAUCUGGUCGCCCAAUGCUGUAAAAAAAAAAAGAGAGGUGUUCUUUCUGACCUAAUAAACUCAGGUGUCACUGCUC